AUCAAAUAUAUCUGAAAAAGGAAGUGGGCUGUCGGUCGUUUAAGAUUGUAGAUCAUGGAUAUGUUUAGCUAGCAACGCUAAACUUUAAUCAUUAAAAUAAUAUAUCUGCGUUAUUAAUUUCUAGCCUUUUGAGGUUUUUCCACACAGAAUGAUAGACGACUUCGAGAAACAGGAGGUUCGGUCCAGCGGGGAGCUUUGGUCCGAGAUCUGCUCCAGCCUGCCGGAGGUGCAGACUGAGGCGACCCCGGAGAGCAGCACAGACUUCAAAGACUCAUUUCACCCGCCUGUGCAGGUUAAUGGACAAGCAAAUGGGACAGAUACCAGUCCAUCCAGUGCCAAAUGGGAACCCAUGGAGGAUUCUGAGAUUUACAUAGCCACUCUAGAAAACCGCCUGAAGAAGAUAAAGGGCCAGUCCAGUGAUGUGACCUCCAGGGACAUGCUGCACUCCUUGUCUCAAGCCAAAAAGGAAUGCUGGGAUAGAUUCCUACACGAUACCCAGACCUCAGAGCUCUUCCAAGGGGGCGACAUGGAUGAGAGUGCUCUCGAACACUUCAAGAGGUGGUUGAUUCCAGAGAAGGUGGCCAUCAGUGCAGAAGAGCUGGAAUAUCUCCUGAGGCCCUCUCAGAAUAAGGAAUCAGCAGAGUCGGACCAAAUGCAAAACGGAGAGGACGCAGAGAUGCAGAAACCGGAUGAAGAUGACGCUCACCAGCCAGAGAAAUGAGUGAAUUAAAAUGGUAACAUGGAAAGAAGAACUUACUUCCUAUAUAGUCGGUAAACGUGACUUCCUGCUCUCAUAUUGUGUCAUUGCAGUGUUUUGGCUAUAGCCUUUGUUAUCAGUGAUUAUAGCCUCUCAUCACUGUCUGUAUCCCCAGCAACUGAGUGUUAAACACUUAUUAACUCACAUGCAUUUUGUCCUCUCUAUUCAAUGACACUGCACCUUGAGAACACCUAAUAAAGAACGUGAAAUGAUACCUUUUUGUCCUCUAGCUGUAAUCAGUGUCUCCUACUAUGUUUACGAGAAUGGCUCUUAACUACAUAUACAGAUGUUCAUUGAGGACCAUAUGUAGUGUCACAUGAGAAGUGAUGUUAACAAUGCAUUAAUUUUUCAAAAUGUUAUUUUUCUGUCAUUAAAAGGCUGACAUCAUAAAUUAGAAUGGCUGUGAUUGUAACAUACUGUGUAACGUUUUAUUAAUUUCAUGUAGAAGUUUUUAAUGAUGUUUCAAUAAAAUAUAAAAAAAAAAUGGUAAA
This is a messenger RNA of Haplochromis burtoni (Burton's mouthbrooder), 1248 nucleotides long. It is a transcript of the gene ccdc32, whose product is annotated as coiled-coil domain containing 32. Gene Ontology annotation, biological process: cilium organization. The coding region runs from base 149 to 721 and encodes 190 amino acids. The transcript has 4 exons. Lineage: Eukaryota; Metazoa; Chordata; Actinopteri; Cichliformes; Cichlidae. The record is from RefSeq and is a predicted model, not a curated record.